Molecule: messenger RNA, 2100 nt
Organism: Cladocopium goreaui
Lineage: Eukaryota; Dinophyceae; Suessiales; Symbiodiniaceae
Source: the annotation of a GenBank genome assembly
AUGGCUUCCUCUUCCAGCAGCAGGGCAACCAAAUUGCAGAAAAUUGAUUCUUUGAGAAGAAGCUGCCCAUAUGUCAGCCAAGCAGCCUUAGAAGCCUUGCUCAAAAAGGUAAAGGAGGAGGGUGUGCCAGAAGUCAGCCAUUCCAAGGCAAUGAAAGAAGCCACCAGGCAUUAUUUGUCCAGCAUGGAUGCUUAUGGGAAGCUUUUAAUGCAAGUCCAGGUGGUCACUGUAGAUGGCAACACAAAGCCAAUCUGGAUAGCCAAUGCUUUGUCCUUGCUGGCUGGUGCCUACAGACAAGGGGGUGCAUGGGCUGCCAUGCUCCAAAGAGUCCAUGGGCAAAGACCUAGCUCUUAUACCACACCAUGGAGGCUACUACUGUAUGCAGAUGAAGUUGUGCCAGGCAACAGCUUGGCCCACAGGCAAGAAAGAAAAACCCAUGCAAUCUAUGCUUCCUUUGCUGAAUUCCACAGCUUGCUGAGUUGUGAAGAUGCAUGGUUCAUUGUGGCCAUGCUGAGGAGCCCAGAAGUUGCAGACAUUCAAGCAAGCAUAGGCCAAGUCUUUGCCAAGAUUCUGGAAUCAAUCUUCUGCAGCCCUGUGGCUGAUCCCAGGACUGGCUUGUGCUUGCCACACCUGUCUGAUUCUGCCCAAGACCUCAAAUUGUUUUUUACCAUGGGUGGGUGGCUCCAGGAUGGAUUAUCCAUGAAGCUAACUUUUUCCACAAAAGGGGACUCUGGAGACAAAUUCUGCAUGUUGUGCAACAAUAUUAGAGCCAUGCCCAUGGACUCUGAUACCAGUGAAGUUUCAGAGGAAGACAUCCUGGGGCCCACAGUGUCCCAACUGGCUGCAUGUGAGCUGGCCACAGACAGAGAAGUUUUGGAUGCCUUCCAAGCAUGCAAGGCCAAGGCUGCCACCAUGAGCAAAGACAAUUUUACCAUAUACCAACAAGCAGCAGGUAUUUCUUUCAAUGCCCACUGCUUGCUCUUGAACCAGGCCCUGCUGAAUGCCAACCUGUUGAGCCCAGUUUCUGGCUACAUCCAUGAUUGGAUGCACACUAUGGCAUCCCAAGGGGUGAUGCAAAGAUCCAUUUGGCUGCUGCUGUCCACUGUGGGGAUUUGGGACAUGGUGCCAAGUUUCCUCCAAUUGUGGACAUUGCCCAUUGCAAUUGCCAAAGCAGGCAAGCUGCAUGAUUUGUUUUCUGAAAAGAGAAUCAAAUUCUACAAAGAGAACCAGAAGUUCAAGUGCACAGCCAGUGAAGCCCUGGGCUUGACCACUUUGUUGGCAUAUAUGGUUGCCAGCACUAUUUUGCCAUUGGGCAUCCACAAGGAAGAGUGCCAAAGCUUUUUGGAAAUGGCCACAGUUUUGGACAUGCUCCAAGCAAUCCAAUAUGGUGUGGUUACUCCAGUACAGCUUCAGCUAGGAGUGGAAAAGGCACUACACACCUUCAAGCUGGCUGGCCAUGAAGGCGAAAUGCUGCGGAAGCAUCACUGGAUGCUACAUUUGGCCAGCCACCUGAAAACUUGGGGCUUUCUUCCUAACUGUUGGUCUUUGGAAAGAAAGCACAAACUUGUGACCAGGUUCGCCACAAACAUGAAGAAGUUGACCACAUUUAGCCUCAGCCUAUUGGAAGAAUCUCUUUGCCAAGAUCUGCAUGACAUCAAAACAUCAGAGCAUUUUGUGGAAGGUGUGCACUUGUUGAAAAAACAUGCACCCAGUGCCAAACUGUACAAUUUUUUGUGUGAAUUUGUGUUCCAGCAAUCAGUUCCCAAGAGCUAUGUGUGGAGUGCCACAGCAGCCAAGCUGUCCUCAGGUUGCACCAUAAGCCAAAAGGAUAUGGUGUUGAUUCAAAAUGAAAGCCAAUGGAAAUGGCAAGUGGCCAAGGUAGAGCACCAUUUUGAAGUAAGUGGAGAAAUUUAUUCUGUGGUGUCCUCUUGCAAGGUGCUGGAAUACACUUGGGCCACUCAUUCAGCAUUGGUUGAAGACCAAACAAACCUACAUUUCGUUCCAACAUCAUUGGUGCUUUGUUCUCUCAUUUUUGCCAAAGAGCAAAACAAGCUGAGAGUCUUGAUUCCUUUUGCUUUUAGGCCCACUAAAAUGGAUUGA